AUGGAUCCGAACGGAGCACAACAAGUCAUUUCAGCAUUAGAGGCAAUAUAUUCGCCCAAAUCGACCAAUGAAGAGAGGUUAGAAGCACAAAAAUUUCUUGAUAGAGUGAAACUUCAUGAAGAAUCGCCCUUUUGGGGGUAUGAGAUCGCUUUGAAUAAUCCAGCGAACUACAUUCUAAAACAUUUUGGACUUGGAUUGUUGACAAAUGCUAUCAAGAAAAAUUGGAAUGAUUAUAACCAUGAAAAGAGAAUUGCAUUGAGGAAAUGGGUUAUGGAACUCAAUUAUAGAGUGCAAAAGGAAGAUCCCAGGUAUAUCAAACAAAAAUUGGCAUACCUUUGGGUUGAGAUUGCCAAGAGGACUUGGGGUGAAGCUCUUAGGGAGGACGAUCCAAGUGAGGAACAAUUAGUGGAAUCGUGGGCAGAUAUGGAUACCAAUCUAACAGAACUAUGGAAUAUCGGAGAAGCAUCAAGGGAAUUAACUCUAAUCAUUUUCAAAAUUUUGUUCGAGGACGUUUUUCUGCUCGAUGACUUGACCGUACUGAAAAGAAUUACAAUCAUACAACCGUUAUGUGUCAUGGUGAUAUGCCCCAUGGAUAUUUUUGCGACCAAAUACAAAUUCACUGAAAAAUGGACUUUAUUCAAGGCUAAUCAAGAGGGCUGGUUUGCGCUGUGGACUUCGGAAUUGAAUAGUGCCUUGGCACAGAAUAAUGCCGAAUACGUAAUUAGACUCUUAGAAACCUUGAAGACAUGUUUAAAUUGGCCACUAAGUGAAGUCAUAAUAAAGAACGAUAUCUUCGGCGCCUUAUUACAAUGUUUUCUAAGCAGUAUCCCAAAAGCACAAUCGAUGGCCCUGGACUCAAUGCAUAUUUUACUAACGAGGCCAUACAAUAAUGACGAUCACUAUCAGAUAAUUAUCGACAAAGUCUUCAAUAGCAUGGAUUUGUUGGACCAAGUGUACGAUAGUUUGCAGUUUGAUCCAAAGGAGGGAAUUGAUGAAGUGAAGUAUCCUAUCGUGAAGAAAUGCGUUGAUAUGAUCAGUUGUCUUUAUAUCUGUGUUUUCAAGAUAAAGGACACUAACAAUCAAAUCGAGAAAUAUCUGAGGUUGGUGUUAAAAGCCACUUUUAACCCUAGCCUUAUCGUUAGUGGACUCACGCUAGAUGUGUGGUGUUCGUGCCUCAGAACUGAUGAUUUCUUGCCGUUGUUGGACAAAUACGUGAUACCUGAUUUGUUACAAUUUGCGGCUGAUGCCCUCAUCUAUUAUGAACAAAUUGACGGGCAUAUCUCUAUGAAAUUCGCUGAAAUUGAUUUCCAAUCGAAUUCGGAAUUUCAAGCAUUUUGUUCUACUUACAGAAAGAGAAUUAGAGAUAUCAUAAGACUCAUAUCCUGUGUUAAGUUGGAUUACACUUACGACUGGCUCAACAACAGGCUGAAUACUUUCUUCAGUUCUUCAUAUGGUCAAGAAGUUUUGAGUUCCACAUUUUUGGAUCGUAAAUCGAAUCCAUACCUUAGCGCACUAUCUCAAUUCAUGAUCAUUGAAUGUUUCAUUAACGGAUGUAUACGAUGGAAGAUAUGGUAUCCUAGUGGAGCAGAUUACUCCGAAAAAUUGGACUCCAUACUGAGCAAGCUUGAAAUAUUGUCCAACCAACUGAUUGCAUUAAACGUUCGAGAACCAUUACUGCUCAAGAAGGAAAUUCAGAAUUUUGCUCUGUUCUUGACGAUGUUAAAAGAUAAUGUUCUCUUUACUUUACUCGAAAAGAUCAUCACUAGUGCAACUAUGGAAUAUCCUGAGAUUGAUUUGGAAGAGCGCAGUGCCGAGGCAGACGCCGUGAGAGAUUUGAGAUAUGCAUGUGGUAUUGAGCUUAACAGAAUGGCCCUUUUGAUGCCAGAGUCCUUGAAAGAGAUCUUUCCAGACUUGGAAAACGUUGUUGUCAAGAUCAUGCCUAAUCUCUCAUACCAUGAAAGGAUAUCUUUCAAAUCUUUUCUACUUACGAUAGUGCUCAAGUCAUCAAUGGAUAGGAAGGAAGAGAGAUUUGCAGCUAUCGUUGAUCCUGAAUUAGUAGCAUGGUCUGAUGAAAGCACUGUGGUGGGAUUAUCUGAACUUCCAUGGUUCAUGGAGAGAUUGGGUAUUGUUCAAAUUGCAGAAUAUUUCCAGAAGAGGGGUAUCAAUGAGAAUAGCGAUUUGUUAUCAAUAACAAUUGAUGACGAGGGCAAAAAAUUGAAGUCCGACCUGACAAAGCGUUGGCAGACUUUGUUCCCAGUUCGGGCAACAAGAAUGUUCAUUCAUUACUCGAUGCAAAGUGUGAAAAAGGAUGAAGAGUUCCGGAUGUUGCAGGACAUGUGGAGGCCGAGAAUUGUUCCAAUCCUUCCAUAUAUCAUGAGACUUUUGUAUCAACUGCAAGCUUACCACGAUCCAGAAAAUUGGAAGGACUUGCCUAUCAUCGUCCAAACGUUUGUGAAAUAUUCCAAUAUCGAACGGUUCUGGGAAGCGGGUGCUUCUAACAAAUCUAAGGAUGAAUUUAUUAACGAACAUAUGAAGGCCAUGCAGACUCUAAGAGAUUUCGCAGACUCUGUUGGUCAUAUCGUAAGGUACACAAGAGAAUACACUUUAUUAGUUAUCAGCGCAAUCUCUUCGCUAGGUGAUGUGUUCUUUGAAAUUGAUGAGGCGCCUCAACUAUUAACUGAUUCCAUUGCCAUUUGCAAACCUGGUACUGAUUUAAUAAGCCCCGGCGUUUCAACUCACGGUUGGAAGCAUAUUAUGAAUGUCGCAAUACGACCUUUAUUGAAGAAUUGUCCCGAAGAGAGUGCACCAAAGUUUAUGUCCAAAUUUUUGCCCAAACUGUUCACUACAUUAGACAUCUUACUCUGUCAAAAAUGGGCUCCGUAUAUGAACGAAGAUAUCAAUGUUGAACCAGUAGUGGCAGAUGAUGAAGAUAUGACCGAAGAGAUUUUGGAAGAAAACCUUUUAAGACAAUUAACAACAGUAGUGGUUCGCAUCAUGAUUGACUGUGUUGGACAGCAUAGCACGAAUACCCAAAGCUCCAAAGGAAAACUCACGUCCCGUCAGCUCAAGAUCAGGGCCAUUAUCUUCAAUGACAUCAAUAUUAUGGCGCCUUUCUUCAAAUUGCUCAACCAUUUGAUGUCCUUUAGAGACAGUAAGUGUUCUUUUAACGCAAUUCUGGUUAUGAGAUGUUGUUUGAAUGAGGUUCUCAUCAAAGAAGACAGUGUGGAUGAGUUUUUCACUUUUGAAGUGAUGAAGAACCUUUUGUCGAAUGUACUGUGCCAAAGUUCUUUCAAGGACUCUUUCUACGAAGCCUUGAACGUCUUCACAGUUUUAUUCUUGACAUUGUGCAAGGAAUACCCCCCAGCAAGAGCAUUUCUCUACGAAUGCUCUCAUGGAUAUGAUAUUGAUUCUCUGUAUGAAAAUUUGAAGAGUGUGGAUCACUACAGAAACCAGAGGGCGUUGAUGAUAGAGUUCAUUGAUUGGAUCAAAGCAGCAAACGGGAAGAAUGACGAUGAUGAGAAUGGGCAUAGCGCUGCAGAAAAUAGAAGGCAGGAGAAGAGGGCCGCCACGUUGAAGAAAGCCAGUGAAAGGCUUGUGAAAAAGCAUAAGGAAGAUGGUGACAUCUUGGACGAUCCUAACACCGAGGAUGCUGCUUUUGGUAGCCUUUUCGGUUAG
Molecule: messenger RNA, 3675 nt
Organism: Torulaspora delbrueckii
Lineage: Eukaryota; Fungi; Ascomycota; Saccharomycetes; Saccharomycetales; Saccharomycetaceae
Gene: MSN5
Product: karyopherin MSN5
Exons: 1
Coding region: 1-3675 (1224 amino acids)
Biological process (GO): RNA export from nucleus; protein export from nucleus
Cellular component (GO): nucleus; cytoplasm; RNA nuclear export complex
Molecular function (GO): RNA binding; small GTPase binding; nuclear export signal receptor activity
Source: RefSeq, a predicted model, not a curated record